AUGGGUGCAGGGAUGUGGGGUGAAAUGAGCGGUGGAUUUGGAUUAAGUACCCAAUUACUUGGAAGAACUGAGAACCAGGAAUUGCUGUUAUGUGACAGAAAUCAAGAAAAGAUAAUGACUAAUGAUCGUGUUGAGGGAAUUAUAACGGAAAAAGGGAAGCAAAAAAUGUUGUCUCGAGAAACAAUUUCAAAGUACUUUUAUAUGCCAAUAAUUCAAGCAGCCAAGGAACUUAAUAUUGGGGUGACAUUUUUGAAGAUAAGAUGUAGGGAUUUGGGAAUUCGAAGGUGGCCACAUAGGAAGUUAAUGAGUCUUCAAACAUUAAUCAAGAAUGUUAAGGUUCACUCUCUAUACACACAUCUUCUAUACACUCUUGUUUCAACUGCAUAUAAUAUUAUGGUGAAAUUUACCUUUUAG
This is a messenger RNA of Lycium ferocissimum, 414 nucleotides long. Its product is annotated as protein RKD3-like. Gene Ontology annotation, molecular function: DNA-binding transcription factor activity. Lineage: Eukaryota; Viridiplantae; Streptophyta; Magnoliopsida; Solanales; Solanaceae. The transcript has a single exon. Bases 1 to 414 code for a protein of 137 amino acids. The record is from RefSeq and is a predicted model, not a curated record.